Molecule: messenger RNA, 1209 nt
Organism: Solanum pennellii
Lineage: Eukaryota; Viridiplantae; Streptophyta; Magnoliopsida; Solanales; Solanaceae
Product: glutelin type-D 1-like
Exons: 3
Coding region: 15-1085 (356 amino acids)
Molecular function (GO): nutrient reservoir activity
Source: RefSeq, a predicted model, not a curated record
UACUAAUUCAUAAUAUGGAUAUUGAUCUAACCCCCAAGUUGGCUAAGCAAGUUUAUGGAGGAGAUGGUGGUUCUUAUCAUGCAUGGUGUCCUAAUGAGCUUCCCAUGUUGAAGCAAGGAAAUAUUGGCGCUGCCAAACUUGCUCUUACAAAGAAUGGAUUUGCUUUGCCUCGUUACUCUGAUUCCGCUAAGGUCGCCUAUGUUCUUCAAGGUAGUGGAGUUGCUGGAAUUGUUCUACCGGAAAAAGACGAAAAGGUGGUAGCCAUUAAGAAGGGUGAUUCUAUUGCCCUUCCUUUUGGUGUUGUAACAUGGUGGUACAACAAAGAGGACCCUGAACUUGUGAUUCUCUUCCUUGGUGAUACCAAAACUGCACACAAGGCUGGUUCAUUUACUGACAUGUACUUGACCGGCUCCAAUGGGAUUUUCACAGGUUUCUCAACUGAGUUUGUUAGCAGGGCAUGGGAUGUAGAAGAGAGUGUUGCUAAGACUCUAGUUAGCUCCCAGACUGCCAAGGGGAUUGUGAAGCUGGAUGCAGGGUUCCAAAUGCCUGAGCCUAAGCAAGCCAACAGGGAUGGCAUGGUUCUCAACUGUGAGGAAGCUCCAUUGGAUGUGGAUAUCAAGGGUGGUGGAAGGGUGGUUGUUUUGAACACCAAGAACUUGCCAUUGGUUGGAGAAGUUGGAACGGGUGCUGAUCUUGUUAGGUUGAACGCAAGUGCUAUGUGCUCUCCUGGUUUCUCCUGUGACUCAGCCCUACAAGUGACCUACAUUGUGAGAGGCAGUGGCCGAGUUCAGGUGGUUGGCCCUGAUGGUAAGCGUAUACUUGAAACACAUCUCAAGCCUGGUAAUCUAUUCAUUGUUCCGAGGUUCUGCGUUGUCUCCAAGAUUGCUGACCCUGAUGGCAUGGAUUGGUUCUCCAUCAUCACUACGCCCAACCCAAAGUUCACAAACUUGGCUGGAAAGGUUUCACCAUGGAAGUCUCUAUCCCCACAAGUUCUGCAGGCCUCUUUCAAGGUUGCACCAGAGGUACAGAAGCACUUCAGCUCCAAGAGAAGUGCAGAAGAGGUGUUCUUCCCACCACCAAACUAAACUCAUCUGAUUCAUGUAAUAAGUUGUUAGCUACAGUUUCCCGAAUUGUCGUUAUUGUUCUAGACCUUAUGCUCAAGCUCUUCAAGUUUUUACAAUAAUAUAGUAAUUGAUCUUCUGUUAUUAA